Messenger RNA from Lagopus muta (rock ptarmigan), 5975 nucleotides. RefSeq names its product geranylgeranyl diphosphate synthase 1 (gene GGPS1). The record is from RefSeq and is a predicted model, not a curated record. Lineage: Eukaryota; Metazoa; Chordata; Aves; Galliformes; Phasianidae. The coding region runs from base 176 to 1075 and encodes 299 amino acids. The transcript has 4 exons. Gene Ontology annotation, biological process: isoprenoid biosynthetic process. Gene Ontology annotation, molecular function: prenyltransferase activity.
CUGCGCGGUGCGGCCCCGGUGGCGCAUUUUCCCCCAAGAGAGGAAGGUGGCGCCCGGCGGAGCGGAAGAGGGCGGCGCUCUUCCAGCAGAGCGGCGCUGCUGCUACUGCCGGAGCGGAGCGGGUGCGGCUCGGGCCGCCGCUGAAAGCGAGCAAACUACCUUUUAUGAAAGAGACAUGGAUGAGAUGGAUGAAACAUCUAAAAGAAUCCUAGAGCCAUACCAGUAUUUACUUCAACUACCAGGUAAGCAAGUAAGAACCAAAUUGUCACAGGCCUUCAAUCACUGGCUUAAUGUUCCAGAAGAUAAAAUACAGGUUAUUAUUGAAGUGACAGAGAUGUUACACAAUGCAAGCCUACUUGUGGAUGAUAUUGAAGAUAACUCAAAGCUACGACGGGGCUUUCCAGUGGCACACAGUAUCUAUGGAAUUCCAUCUGUAAUCAACUGUGCUAAUUAUGUGUAUUUCCUUGGCUUAGAGAAGGUUUUAACCCUUGAUCACCCAGAUGCUGUUAAAGUUUUUACUCGUCAGCUACUGGAACUCCAUAAAGGUCAAGGCUUGGACAUUUACUGGAGGGAUACUUACACCUGCCCUACAGAAGCUGAAUACAAAGCUAUGGUACUGCAGAAGACAGGCGGUCUCUUUGGAUUAGCUGUAGGCCUCAUGCAGCUCUUCUCAAAUUAUAAGAAAGACUUAAAACCACUUCUGAACACACUUGGUCUCUUCUUCCAAAUAAGAGAUGACUAUGCCAACCUGCACUCCAAAGAAUAUAGUGAAAACAAGAGUUUUUGUGAAGACUUAACUGAGGGCAAGUUCUCAUUCCCAACUAUUCAUGCAAUUUGGUCGAAACCUGAAAGUACACAGGUGCAAAACAUUUUGCGUCAAAGGACAGAAAACAUAGAUAUAAAAAAAUACUGCGUGCAUUACCUCGAAAACGUGGGUUCAUUUGAGUACACUCGGAAUACACUGAAAGAGCUUGAAUCUGAAGCCUAUAAACAAAUUGAAUCACUUGGGGGAAACCCUGAGCUUGUAGCGCUAGUGGAACAGCUGAGCAAAAUGUUCAAAGAAAAUGACAAUUAAUCUCCUGGGGAUGAAUGGAAGCUUUUUUUUUUUAUUUAAACAGGUAAAAGGUUAUCUGAAAGGUGUGACAGUCAGUCUCACUUACAACUACUAUGUUGCCACAUGGCAAAAAUGUACGUUGAAAAUAAAUCACUGAUUAUGUGAAAAUGAUCACUGAGUACUGCAGUAUACCUUAUAUAUACAGUCUUAAUUGUACCUGCUUGCAGAUGUCUUCAAAACAUAUUAGAAUUGAAACAAACUUUGAAUAUGGAUUUUUACACAAACAUUGGCAUUACUUCAGCCCUAGAAAUUUCACAGGUCAGAGUAUAUCUUCAACAAACUGUAAGUUUCUGGCUGAAAAUCUUUAUUAAAUUAAAUCUGAUUGACCCAAGUGGCUUGUGUGUUUUUAAACAACACUCUAGUAAACCAAAAUAUAUGGUGUUCAAUUAAAAAAAAAAUGCUCACAACCUCAAUGCAUAUACUGAUGUUGCGUUAUGGAUGUUAAGAGUUGUGAAAAUUGGAUAGAUCUUCUUACUUCUGAUAGUUAGAUAGAUAUACUUAGUUCUAAUGUGAAUAUUCUAUCCAGUAUCUGAGGAUAUUUCAGGGGAAUACAAAUUGUUAAAAUGCUUUAUGUCCAAAUGAGACUAAUGUUUAGAUUGAGAAGGGAGCUUAAUAGAAACUUCUAUUUAUCUUAGGGAAAAAUUUCCAUCGCUUUCAUUUUGAAUUUGCCACCAUUUUCAGUUCUGCGUUGAAUAAUUUCAGUUGACUGGUUUUUGAUCAUUAUGUUGUUGUUUUUUUUGUUUGUUUGUUUUUUUCUUCAAACAGUGAAAUAUUUUCUAGCGUGGGACUGAAACGUAAGCACUAGAUCUCAAAGAUGUAACUGCAAGUAGCAGCACAGUAAGCUGCUAGUAGGAAUUUAACGGCAUUCAUAACAGGCAGCUUUAAGAUGCUGUGAAUUACACUGGUUUCUCUAAUCUCUUAUUGUAAUUGAGAGAAUUUUCCAGGAAUUGAUUCAGAUUUCAUAGCAUUCAUGUUCUGAAUUCAUAUCAGGAGGCGGUUGUAGGUAUCUCCACAGAGACAGUAGUGACUUCUGGCUAAACUGAAAAGUAGCAUCUUGUUCUACAAGCUGUAAUACCCCUUCAGUUUAGUUAAUUACUUAAAUACUGUUUUAAAAUUAUGUAGACAGACAUACCUGCAUGGCACUAAGAACUUGAUUAGAGAAGUAGCCUGAAAAGUGACAAAAAUCUCUGCUCAUACGCGUACGCACAUUACAGAAAUGUUUGUUUCCUAGCUGAGGUGGCUUUAAUUAGGUGCAGUUCUCUUCAUAUUUGUAGCCGUACAAAGCUUUGCUCUGAUGAAGAGAAGUAGUGUUUCAGAUCAAAGGUGGGACUGGUGCUAUCUGCAGCGAUAUUAAGCUGACAGCACGCUGUCACAGCAUACUCUGAAAAGAAAUGGCCAGAGAUACUUGGCUUCUAACAGCUGAAGAAUACUUGUGUGCAUCUGUUCACUUAUUGUACCUGCAAGCAGGUAGAGCCACUACCUCAGCCCACUGAGAAAACUAACCGAAGAUGCUUGCUGAAGGAAAACAUUGCAGCAACCCUUGUGAUUCUUCCAAAAGUGAUUAAGCAUGAAAAAAAUUGGGAUGGCUGCUUUAGUCAGAAGCAUUCCGUACUUACAGAUGAUGGGUUAUUCCUUUUAUUUGCAUGCUAAGGUAGGAGCUUCGUCUCUGCUUUGCAAUUAGGCACAGAAUAGUAGCCUUUUCACUGAAUGGAUCUGAUUGCCAGGAUUGAAUAGCUUAAAGUUGGUGAAAGGUGUCUUUUAUUUAAUGUUAAUGACAGUAAACUGCAUUUCUUGACUUGAAGUGCAUAGUAGCAAGCCUGUAAAUUCCUGGUAUUUUGAUGGGGAAAAAAUACCUUCUGUAGCAAAGUGCAAUAUUUAUUUUGUGCCAUGUCUUGGGAGUUCCUAAGCACUGCUGCAGCUGAUGCUGAAUGGGGGACAACACUGAAAAAAACUAUUGCCAGGAAAAUCUCCUAGUCUUAGUCUAAAAUGUCCUUGUCCCUACUGGGAUAUUACAACCAGUAUAUAUGCAGUACAAAGUGCACUUAGUGGCAUUUAAUUUCUAUUCAAUUGCUGGAUGUAAGUAGUUUUGUAUAAUCAAACUUUCUUGAUGAUGUAUGGCUUUUAUUGUUUCAAACUUUUUUUUAUACUAGCCGGCACUUCUGAUCUUUAAUUUAUUCUGUAAUUUGUUCUGACAAUUUAUCACGGUGUCAUCCAGUAACCACAGAAUCACUGAAUCAUAGAAUGGUUUAGAUUGGAAGGGACCAAAGCCCAUCCAGCCCACCAAGCCCCAUCCCUGUGCCGUGGGCAGGGCUGCCACCCAGCAGCUCAGGCUCUCAGGGCCCCAUCCAACCUGGCCUUGAGCACCCCUGGGAUGGGGUUUCUCUGGGCAGCUGUACUAGGGAUCCCCCACCCUCUGAAUAAACAAUUUCCCUCUUCUAUUUUUGCAUAUUAACUUUUCAGUUUAGUAUGUAAACUUUAAGAUACUCAGUUCACAGUUGUGCAGUUUGCAGUGCGCCUCACAGGGCACAGAGGAAUAACUUUAUCACUUCACCUGGUAAUGCCCUUUUCCACUCAAACCUUUCUUCUAAAUGUUCAUGUCUCCAAGUUCACUCUUCAAGCCCAAGUGGCAUUUUCUGUCACUUGACCUACUGCUGGGGAGGCACAUAUGGUAUGUGUUAGAUGAACCGCAGCAAACACACUUCCUUUUAGCUGUGUUCUGCUGCACUAGGAGUGCUAUGCUACAUAUUGAUUCUCUUGCCUUUUCUGCUAUUCUAUAUGUAACAGACUGAUGAACUUUGAGCUCACAAUCCCUCAUUUAACUCCAGAAUCAGGUUUCAGAAUCUAAUCUUUUGCAAGUUUGUUUUACAGCAAGAUACAAUCUCUAGUUAAAACAUAUCACUGCUAUUAUGCUUAUUACUGUUCUGUAAGUCUGUUACUUGGUUAUUUUUAUCUACAUACAUUUAUCUACAUUCCUCUUUUCUUGCAGUUGUGAUAGGAUGGUGCCAUGUAGCAUUUCUAUGUACAAAUCUAGUUCUUUCUUCCAGUGCAGCUCUAAAAUAACUUCAUUAAUAAAAUGUACAUAAUGUGAGGGAAAAGCUUAAUCUGCAAAGUAAACGUGAGUUUGUGUAAAACAGUGGAGGAAUAAGAUUGCAUAAGAAAUUGAUUAGAAAUGGCAGAGGUUAGGACCUGAUAAGCAUCAAAUUGGAUGCUUACUACUGAGUCUAUAAUUUGAGAUGCAAUAGUUAUUACUGAUUAGCAGCUAACGUGUGUGCAGACACUAGCUUCUAAGGCUAGUGGUAACAGCGCUGUAAUGCAGGUUGUUAGACUUGGUAUUCUGUUUUCUCUAAAUUCACUUUCCCCAGUGUUUUACACACAGCUUUAAUUCUGUAUUUUUACUUGCAUCUGUUGCACAUCUUUGUUCUGUCUUAAUCUCAGAUUCAACAUUUCAACUUUGGUAUUUACUAUUGUGUUUGUAUUGUUUGCUCUAUACUUUCAUGGUGUAUAAUCAAUGAAUAUACAGAUGUUAUAAUUAAGAAACAUACAGGAAAGUUAGGCUAACAGGUUAUCACGCUAAAGAAGAAUGGGUGGAAAGCUUACCCUUAUCCUGGGCUCACUGAGAAGACUCCAAGAGGAGGGAUCUUCAAAAGAGAUUCUUCCCUAGUCGUAGUCAGCUCUUAAAUAGGGUCCAGGAGAGGUGGAGCCAGGCUCUACCCCUUCCAGUAGCACAGGAGAAUUGCCUUCACCUGUGCUCCCAAGGCUGACUCAUUGCUCACCUCAGGUGGUCAAUCAGAGGCUCAUGGCGUGAUUCAGCAGUUCCCAUACACGUGGUAAUUCUUUUCCUUUCGUAUUUCUGUUCUGCUACUAAUACCAGAGCACACACGAUACCUUCAAACUUUUUUUGUUCCAGGACAAACAAAGUAAACUUUAAAUUUUGGCUUUUCCUGUGCCUUCAUAAAAGUAACCCAAGAUUUUCUGCAGUCGUGAAAUGCCUGAAACUUUUUCUCCAGGAAGUCGAAGCUUGUAACAUCUUAUAUUGCCACACGUUAUUCUGGUCCCAUAUAGUUGGAGCUUCUUUACCUCCCUUUAUCACUUGCUUUCAACACUUACUUUGCUUUGAUUGUAACACUCAUUAGCAAGUUAAACUGUUUCACAGACACAUCUAACCCAAGAAAAAGGAAGUUUUGGGUUUGUUUGGUUGGUUUUUUUAGUUGUUUUUGUUUUUUGUCUGAAUUAAUAAUUCCUCUCAGCAAAAGCCUUGUGAAUGCCAAAGUUGGCAGCUAGAUGGGAUAAAAGCAGAGCCAGGGAGGGAAUAUGAGGGGGUAAGAAUACCUAUUUAAGGCUCCUGAGGGUACCUUAUGUAAUUUCACCUCAUUUUGCAGCAUCUCGUUCACUUUGUUAGGAAAUGCAAGAGAAUGUGUGUUCAGUUUCCCUGUAUUUCCCUUCUUGCUUUCCAAAUGUAAGAUAUAUUAUAGAUAGUUUAGUCUGUCAGUUAUGUAAAUAACUUGAAUAUAUCUUAAGGUUUUGAUUAAAAGUACAGAUAAAGAGUAUGUUGUUCUAUUACUGACUAAUUUUCCUUCUGUAACAAAUGUUCUAUUCUUAAAGCCAAGGAAACUUAAUCUGUUGCAGGCUGACUUGACUCGAUCAUCACAUUAACGCCCUUCCUGGAUAAACCCUAUUAGACCUCAGCACCAGAGUUUACCUUUUCUGCAGCAUUUCCUUUUAAAUGACUUUAGAAUGAAUGAAACUUGGUGAUGAGGUGAUGAAAUAGGAACAAAUCAUUGUUUUGAUGCUUGAUGACUUCUUUCUUUAAGGCUUAUCAAUGUUAUAGCAGAAAAUAAAGGACUUUGUGUAAAUAUGUUCA